UUGCAUCAACAGGGGAUGACAGCAACAGUUCACGCAUUUCAAGGUUUCUGCUGCGUCAAUCUCCAAAUUGCAUUUCUUGAAGCGGUCCCAUCUCCACAACCAUAAAACAGAUUCGAUGCUUCCGUCUUACUAAUAUUUAUUUAUUUAUACUCUAAUAAAAUCAUUUGCCUUGCCCCAACUGUCCUGCGAGAUACACGCAGUUUCUACUAAUUUGAAAAGGAAAAGAACCGAAUGGCGUUUCAAAACGCGAUCACCUGCCGGCUAAUGCAGAAGCGGCUGAUCGGAGCGAGAUCAAUGUCUUCGUGGUGGCGAAGCGUUGAGCCCGCCGCUAAAGACCCGAUUCUGGGCGUAACCGAAGCUUUCCUUGCCGAUCCCAGUCCCGACAAAGUCAACGUUGGAGUUGGUGCUUACAGGGACGACAACGGGAAACCAGUAGUUCUGGAAUGCGUUAGAGAAGCGGAGCGGAGGAUUGCUGGCCACUUAAACAUGGAGUAUCUUCCAAUGGGAGGAAGUAUGAAGAUGGUGGAAGAAACAUUGAAGCUCGCCUAUGGAGAGAAUUCUGGGUACAUUAAAGAUAAAAGGAUAGCAGCAGUGCAGUCCCUUUCUGGUACUGGUGCAUGCCGACUUUUUGCAGAUUUUCAGAAGCGUUUUCGUCCUGAUUCUCAAAUCUAUAUACCAGUCCCAACAUGGGCUAAUCACCAUAAUAUCUGGAGAGAUGCCCAGGUCCCUCAAAAGACCUAUCAUUACUAUCAUCCAGAGUCCAGGGGCUUAAAUUUUGCAGCAUUGAUGGAUGACAUUAAGAAUGCUCCCAAUGGCUCAUUCUUUCUACUUCAUGCAUGUGCUCAUAAUCCUACCGGUGUUGAUCCGUCGGAGGAACAAUGGAGAGAAAUAUCUCACUUGUUUAAGGUUAAAAAUCAUUUUGCCUUCUUUGAUAUGGCAUAUCAAGGCUUUGCUAGUGGUGAUCCAGAGAGAGAUGCAAAGUCUAUCAGGAUUUUUCUUGAUGAUGGUCAUCAUAUUGGUAUUGCCCAAUCAUAUGCAAAAAAUAUGGGGCUCUAUGGCCAGAGAGUAGGAUGCCUAAGUGUGGUUUGUGAAGAUGAAAAACAAGCUGUGGCUGUAAAAAGUCAGCUACAGCAACUAGCAAGACCCAUGUAUAGCAAUCCACCUGUUCAUGGUGCACUUAUAGUUUCAACCAUCUUAGGAGAUCCAGACUUGAAGAAAUUAUGGCUUAAGGAAGUGAAGACAAUGGCUGAUCGUAUCAUUGGCAUGCGAAUGGCUCUACGAGAAAACCUUGAAAAGUUGGGGUCACCUUUGUCAUGGAAGCACAUCACCAAUCAGAUCGGCAUGUUUUGCUAUAGUGGUAUGACACCCGAACAAGUUGAUCGUUUGACAAAAGAAUUUCAUAUUUAUAUGACCCGUAAUGGUCGAAUCAGUAUGGCUGGCAUUACUACGGGGAAUGUGGGAUAUUUGGCGAACGCUAUCCAUAAGGUCACAAAAUCUGCUUAGACUCAUUUGCAGGGUAUACAUUAUAAGGCUUUAGGUCAUAGGUCAUAGGGAGACACAAUAUGAUUUUUUCCCUCCUCUUUAAUGGCCGAGGAAAGGGCAAUAAGGUGGUCUUUUUUUUUAUGUUCAUAAUUUCCGAUUCCACCAUUUCCUUGAAGUGCUUUACAAUUUUUGGGCAGUUGAGGGAUGCGGUGUCGAUUGGAGUCAUACUCAGGCUUGUCUGUCUUUCGAUAAAUAAGUUGGCUGAACAAUUUUGUUACUAUCUCAUGAGGAAACAAUCUCUCCUUUCGUUUUCUUUGUCCUGAAGCAAAAUGAUUGUGACAGUUUAAUGAAUAAGUUACGUGUUUUACCUAAACUUUUACAGUUUGACAUUGGACAGCUUGGAACUCAAAUUUGGGUUUGUAAAUGUUAGAAUGGGUAUACAUUUUGGUGAAGAAGUAGGGUUUUACAUGUGAAUAGGUUAGAGAGGCAAGAGAAAACAAAAGGGGUUGUUUUGAGGCUGUUUGUUGAGAAAUCAAAGGACUAUGCCCUCUUCAUUUGUGGGAGAAAUAGUAGACUUCAGAACAUUUUCACAUGGAGUUUUUAUGGAAAAUGCGUUUAAAUUUGUUUGUUUCUUUCCUAUAUCUUCUAAGAAAUACGAUUUUCCAAUUUUAUAAAGGAAUGUUCUAUUUUUUA
This is a messenger RNA of Jatropha curcas, 2175 nucleotides long. It is a transcript of the gene ASP1, whose product is annotated as aspartate aminotransferase 1. Gene Ontology annotation, biological process: amino acid metabolic process; biosynthetic process. NCBI's taxonomy places the organism in Eukaryota, Viridiplantae, Streptophyta, Magnoliopsida, Malpighiales, Euphorbiaceae. Gene Ontology annotation, molecular function: pyridoxal phosphate binding; L-aspartate:2-oxoglutarate transaminase activity. Gene Ontology annotation, cellular component: mitochondrion. The record is from RefSeq and is a predicted model, not a curated record.